This is a messenger RNA of Nicotiana tabacum (common tobacco), 3548 nucleotides long. RefSeq names its product beta-galactosidase 3-like. NCBI's taxonomy places the organism in Eukaryota, Viridiplantae, Streptophyta, Magnoliopsida, Solanales, Solanaceae. Gene Ontology annotation, molecular function: carbohydrate binding; hydrolase activity, hydrolyzing O-glycosyl compounds. The record is from RefSeq and is a predicted model, not a curated record. Gene Ontology annotation, biological process: carbohydrate metabolic process.
AAACUAUAUUUUUACUUCUUUUUGAGUGUUGAGCUCACAGUCACGCACUGAUGACUUUCUCUCUCUCUCUUUUUUAUUUUCUCUCGGCCAUAGUGAAUUAAAGCUGUACAUUACAUUACAACUGUCUCUAUAUAUAACUUGUAUUUACGCUUCCAAGACUUGCAACUAUAGUUUUGAGGUGGAGAAAGAGGCAAUUACUUGGACAGAAGCAGUGUGUUGUGGUGCUGUUCAAAGCUAAAGUGGACUUACUUGCAGUGCACCCACAUUGCAAUUAAGUCCCACCCCUCCACAUUUCCCCCCACUUUUAUUAGCUUUUUUCCCCAAGAUUCUUGAUCUUGCUUCAAAAUUCCCUCCACCCAGAAAGCAAAGUUUUGUUCUUGGAUGUGUUUGUAAGAUACAGAGGAAAAAGGAGGUGGAAUAAUGGAGGUUAACUCAGUUCAGAAGUGGGUUAUGCUGUGGUGUAUAGUGUUGUUUAUCAGUUGUGAGUUGAUUCAGUGUGAUGUUACCUAUGAUAGGAAAGCCAUUGUGAUUAAUGGCCAAAGAAGAUUACUUUUUUCUGGUUCUAUACAUUACCCAAGAAGCACCCCUGAGAUGUGGGAAGAUCUGAUAAACAAGGCCAAAGAAGGAGGUUUGGAUGUGGUUGAAACCUAUGUGUUUUGGAAUGUUCAUGAGCCUUCUCCUGGCAAUUACAAUUUUGAAGGAAGAUAUGACCUGGUGAGGUUUAUAAAGACAAUUCAGAAAGCAGGCCUCUAUGCUCAUCUUAGAAUUGGUCCUUAUGUUUGUGCAGAGUGGAAUUUUGGAGGGUUUCCCGUAUGGCUGAAGUAUGUACCAGGCAUUAGCUUCAGAGCAGAUAAUGAACCUUUCAAGAAUGCAAUGAAAGGGUAUGCUGAGAAAAUUGUUAACUUGAUGAAGAGUCAUAACCUAUUCGAGUCUCAGGGUGGUCCAAUCAUACUAUCCCAGAUUGAGAAUGAGUACGGGCCACAAGCCAAGGCACUUGGAGCAACGGGCCAUCAGUAUUCAACAUGGGCUGCAAAUAUGGCAGUUGGAUUGGAUACAGGUGUCCCCUGGGUCAUGUGCAAGGAAGAAGAUGCCCCAGAUCCUGUGAUCAAUACAUGUAAUGGUUUCUACUGUGAUAAUUUCUUCCCAAACAAACCAUACAAACCCACAAUCUGGACUGAGGCUUGGAGUGGUUGGUUCUCGGAAUUUGGCGGCACCCUUCAUCAGAGGCCAGUUCAGGAUUUGGCAUUUGCUGUAGCUCAAUUUAUACAAAGAGGAGGAUCUUUUGUUAACUAUUACAUGUACCAUGGGGGCACGAACUUUGGACGAUCUGCAGGAGGCCCAUUCAUCACUACUAGCUAUGACUAUGAUGCUCCUAUUGAUGAGUAUGGUCUAAUAAGACAGCCAAAAUAUGGUCAUCUCAAGGAGCUUCAUAAAGCUGUCAAGAUGUGCGAGAAAGCCUUAGUUUCUGCAGAUCCAGCAAUCACAUCCUUAGGAAACCUUCAACAGGCAUACGUGUACUCCUCAGAGACAGGGGAUUGUGCUGCUUUCCUGUCAAACAAUGACUGGAAAUCUGCUGCAAGAGUAAUGUUCAACAACAUGCACUAUAAUUUGCCUCCUUGGUCCAUUAGCAUCCUUCCUGACUGCAGAAAUGUAGUCUUCAACACAGCCAAAGUUGGAGUUCAAACAUCAAAGAUGGAAAUGCUACCAACUAAUUCGGAGAUGCUAUCUUGGGAGAGUUACAAUGAAGAUAUAUCUGCACUGGAUGACAGCUCAUCAAUUCGUUCUCUUGGUCUCUUGGAACAAAUAAACGUUACCAGAGAUACAAGUGACUAUUUGUGGUACAUAACUAGUGUUGAUAUUGGUUCAACUGAGUCCUUCCUACAUGGCGGAGAGCUCCCUACUCUAAUAGUUGAGUCAACAGGCCAUGCUCUUCAUGUGUUUAUUAAUGGGCAGCUCUCAGAUUCUGCAUUUGGGACGAGGAAGAACAGGAGAUUCGUAUUUAAAGGAAAAGUCAAUCUUCGUGCUGGCACAAACAGAAUUUCACUGCUAAGCGUGGCUGUCGGACUGCCGAACAUGGGUGGACAUUUUGAAACAUGGAGCACUGGAGUACUGGGUCCUGUUGCAGUUCAUGGCCUAGACCAGGGAAAAUGGGACUUGUCCUGGGCAAAGUGGACAUAUCAGGUUGGGCUCAAAGGGGAGGCCAUGAAUCUCGUUUCUCCAAAUGGUAUUUCUGCCGUUGACUGGAUGCAGGGUUCAUUAAUUGCACAGAGACAACAACCUUUAACAUGGCAUAAGGCUUACUUCAAUUCACCCGAUGGAGAUGAGCCAUUGGCUUUGGACAUGAGCAGUAUGGGUAAAGGUCAAGUAUGGAUUAAUGGCCAGAGUAUUGGUAGAUAUUGGACAGCAUAUGCUACUGGAGAUUGCAAUGGUUGCCAUUAUUCUGGAAACUUUCGGCCUCCAAAAUGUCAACUGGGAUGUGGGCAACCAACUCAAAAAUGGUACCAUGUUCCUCGGUCUUGGUUAAAACCCACUCAAAAUCUAUUGGUGCUUUUUGAAGAACUAGGGGGAGAUCCCACAAGAAUUUCUCUUGUGAAGAGAACAGUCAGCAGCAUUUGUGCCGAUGUUGCUGAAUAUCAUCCAAAUAUUAAGAAUUGGCAAAUAGAGAACUAUGGAAGAACGGAAGAGUUUCACCUACCUAAAGUCCGCAUUCACUGCGCUCCUGGUCAGUCUAUUUCCUCCAUUAAAUUUGCCAGCUUUGGAACUCCUCUUGGAACCUGUGGGAGCUUCCAGCAAGGACCUUGCCAUGCUCCUACCUCAUAUGCCGUUGUAGAAAAGAAAUGUCUAGGACGCCAGAAGUGUGCUGUAACAAUAGCAAAUAGCAACUUCGGAGAUCCCUGCCCUAACGUAUUGAAGCGGUUGUCUGUAGAAGCACAUUGUACUCCUACCCAGAGUUGAAGAGUACAAAAGAAAAAAAAUGUUCAAAUAUUGCAUAACUUAGUUUACACCCAUGAGGAAAAGACUAGUGAGAGGUAAGAAUAAAGUAGUGAGAGCUUAGGAAAUAGGAGGUAGUAGUUUGGUUGAUGAAUGCUACUGUUGUUGAGGAGAACUUCUGAUAUGAGUUCAUUAGAUAGUCUUAAUAUUGGGGUGCCAAAGGGGACUCUGAGAAGAUAGCAUAUUAUAGAUGAGUUUAUAAACGUUGGGAGUUCCAAAAUGCUACUCCCAUCGUAGAAUGCAGUCUGGUCCCUUUCUACUUUUAUACUGGAAAUGUGGACCAGAUAAGCAUCGUUGUUACGUUGUUAUUUAGUCAGUGUGAUAGCUUGUCUUCCUGGGAAAAUCAAACCCCUUAGGUUCAUGUUAGGAACGGAUCCUAGUAUGACCCUUAUAAUUGUCUGUAUUGUGCAGUUGGUAGAAAGAAUUCAAUGGAAAAGUGUACAUCCAUGUUUUUUUUCCUUUUCAUGCAACCAGUGCCAUAUGAGAUGAUCAUGUUAAAUGCUGUACAUGGACUCACUUGAGUGUUUUGUUAUACGGUAACCGUGUUCUGGUUUGAA